AUGGCUUUCUAUCUUUAUUUCCUUCUCUCUCUCUCUCUCUCUCUCUCUCUCUCUCUCUCUCUAUCUAUCUAUCUAUCUAUCUAUCUCGCUCGCUCUCGCCUAUCAAUUUCCUUCUUACCUAUCUUCCUCUGGAUCUGCUUGGUGGCUGAGAUAGUCAUAUAUUUCCCCUGGUCCAUUUCUCUCUCUCUCUCUCUCUCUCUCUCUCUCUCUCUCUCUCUCUCUCUCCUUUUCUUUUUCUCUUUCACUUACAUUCCCCCUCACUCCCUCUUUUUUCUCUCUUCUCUCCUUUUCUACCUCUCUCUCUCUCUCGUUUCUCUCUCUCUUUCUCUCGCCCCCUCUCCCUCUUUUUCUACCUCUCUCUCUCCUUCUCUCAUCUCUCCCUCACCCUAUCUCUGUCCACCUCUCUCUUUCUUUCUGCAUCCCCCCUCUCUCUCUCACUCACUCUCUCUCUUUUUCUCUCCCUCUCUCACUCUCCUUUUCUUUUUCUCUUUCACUUACACUCCCCCUCACUCCCUCUUUUUCUCUCUCACUCACACUCCCUCUUUUUCUCUCUCGCUCUCUCCCUCUUACUCCCUCUUUUUUCUCUCUUCUCUCCUUUUCUCCCUCUCUCUCCGUUUCUCUCUCUCUCUUUCUCUCGCCCUCUCUCCCUCUUUUUCUACCUCUCUCUCUCCUUCUCUCAUCUCUCCCUCACCCUAUCUCUGUCCACCUCUCUCUUUCUUUCUGCACCCCCUCUCUCUCUCUCUCUCUCUUCUAUUCACUAUCUAUCUAUCUUUCUGUUUAACUAUGUAUGUCUGUUCAUGUAUAUUUUUAUUUUGUAUAUCUCUCUAUAACUAUCUUGCUCUGUUCACAUCUAUCUAUCUCUAUCUAUAUCUAUAUCUAUCUAUCUAUCUAUCUAUCUAUCUAUCUAUCUAUGUUAUCUAUCUAUCUAUCUAUCUAUCUAUCUAUCUAUCUCAGUCUGUUCAUUAUCUACCUGUCUAUCUGAUUAGCUAUACAGACGGUAUCUCUCUCUCUCUCUCUCUCUCUCUCUCUCUCUCUCUUCCUCUGUUCAUUAUCUAUCUAUCUAUCUAUUUAUCUAUCUAUCUAUUUAUCUAUCUAUUUAUCUAUCUGACCUGA
Molecule: messenger RNA, 1113 nt
Organism: Acanthosepion pharaonis
Lineage: Eukaryota; Metazoa; Mollusca; Cephalopoda; Sepiida; Sepiidae
Source: the annotation of a GenBank genome assembly